AGCCAACUCAAGUCAAUGCUUAUAAUCUCUGCCAUCAUAUAGAAAUAUUCGUUAUUAUUACCAUGCGGCAUUAUUUCUCCCUUCCUUCUUUUUCUCUUCCCUCUUUCCCAUUCUCUAUCCCCGCUAGCCCCGUCCCGCCCACUGGCUUACUAAAGCAAUCAGGUGAUACGACUCAGGGUCUCGUCCCUCGUAAUCCUUCGUCACACGCGCCACGAAACCAGGACAAUCAUCUAUUCAAACACAUUCAUUUGCCUGCCGCGACCAUGAUGCACACGGUUAUAAUGAAUCAGCGGGGGCUCCAAAUGCCAUUGCUUGACCAUAUCCGUAUAUGGAAUGAACACACUAAAGAUUGGCAGGACCGAUGCGAGUACUGGGAUGGAUAUUCUACAUCUGAUAUAUCCCAUCCAGGAGUUCUGUCGAGAUUUGAUUGGAUAAAAUUUAACACAAUCCGACUCGAAAUUCCUAUCUUACCACCAGACGAAUUUUUCAAAACCGCUAUAGCAAUUGCCAAAGAUGCUAAAAGCAGAGAAGAAUAUAAACGGAUGUUUGAAGAAAAAAACGCGUUGCUCCGAAGAGAGUUAGAAAAAAUGGCCCAUGUUAGCUGCAUGGACCUUAUGCGGUAUCGAAAAUUCGAUGUACAAGAUAGCCAAUCUGACCUUGCCGGUGAAUUUAUCGAUGAACAAACCAACGGGAUCCCUAACAACUAUCUGGGCAUUGAUAAAACACAGUAUCUCAUUCAUCAUCAUUACGAUGGACCAAUGGGACCUGAAGAUUGGCUGAAAGAUAAUGGUUUUCUUCCUGCGUCAGAGCAAAGAAGCCAAUUCCAAAGGAAGCGUAAGGAGAUGAAUGAUAAUUAUGAUGAUGAAAGGGGAUCCAAACGCCAAAGGACACAGAGUCCUACCGCAGAUUCUUCAUCACCUCUUGCUUCAUCUUCUUUCGCUGAAAAUGUGCAAGAAGAAAGGGCAGCCAAUGGAUCCAAACGCAAAAGGACAGAGAGUCCUGCUGCAGAUUCUUCAUUACCUCAUACUUCAUCUUCUUAUACUAAAAAUGAUCAAGAAGAAAGGGCAGCCAAUGGAUCUAAACGCCAAAGGCUAGAGAGCCAUCGUACAGAUCCUUCAUUAUCUCAUGCUUCGUUUUCUAAAAAUGAUCAAAAAGAAAGGGCAGUCAAUGGAUUCAAACAACAAAGACCAGAGAGUCCUAUCGCAGAUUCUUCAUCAUCUCAUACUUCCUCUUUUACUAAACUUGAUCGCAAGGAAAGGGCAGCUAAGAGGCCCAAAAGGCCGAAAAGUCAGACAGGGUCUUCCAACACCAGAGCUCCACGAAGGAGUAAGCGGAUCCAAUCAUUGGAAUCCAAACGAACUACAUAAAUAGGGAUAAAUGAUUUGAUUUGGGUUUGGUUAUUGGUCUGUCUUAAGAGCAUGGUCGUUAUCCUGGCAGGGCUGGGUGCAGCGGCGUAGUUCAAGAGGCAGAUAACCUAGGCUACUGAGCGCUUCUCACGAGCAUGGUCGUUAUCCCGGCAGGGCUGGGUGCAGCGGCGUAGUUCAAGAGCAUGGUCGUUAUCCUGGCAGGGCUGGG
Trichoderma asperellum CBS 433.97 is the source of this 1575-nucleotide messenger RNA. Lineage: Eukaryota; Fungi; Ascomycota; Sordariomycetes; Hypocreales; Hypocreaceae. The record is from RefSeq and is a predicted model, not a curated record.